Camelina sativa (false flax) is the source of this 2287-nucleotide messenger RNA. RefSeq names its product cation/H(+) antiporter 2-like. Gene Ontology annotation, molecular function: antiporter activity. Gene Ontology annotation, cellular component: membrane; endomembrane system. Gene Ontology annotation, biological process: proton transmembrane transport; regulation of pH. NCBI's taxonomy places the organism in Eukaryota, Viridiplantae, Streptophyta, Magnoliopsida, Brassicales, Brassicaceae. The record is from RefSeq and is a predicted model, not a curated record.
AUGAUAGGUGAUCUCGUCCUAUUUGUUUUCGGGACCGGAUUCCUAAUCUUGCUCAACAGGUUCUUAGCUCCAUGGCUUCCAAAGAGGAACCCUAAAGAGAAGUACCUCUCAAAGGCUGAAACUUUGGUUUUCUUCAUCUUCCUUCUCAUCAUCGGUAUAACCAUCGAAUCCUAUGAUGUCAAUUCCUCCGUUUCGGUUUUCGCCAUUGGCAUAAUGUUUCCGCGACAAGGAAAGACUCACAGAACGCUGAUUCAACGGCUUAGUUACCCGAUCCACGAGUUUGUUCUUCCGNGGUUAUUCAUCCCUAUGUUUGAGAUCAAAGAAGAUUACUUUACGCUUUUUUUGGUUCUUCUCAUUUCCGUCUCUAACACGGCAUCUCCUGUUGUAUUCCGUUCAAUAGCCGAUUGGAAACUAAACACAUCUGAGAUCGGACGGCUAACAAUCUCAUGUGCGCUGUUCAUCGAAUUAACAGACGUCGUUCUCUACACUGUAAUCAUUGCGUUCAUCUCUGGAUCUAUGAUAGGUGAUCUCGUCCUAUUUGUUUUCGGGACCGGAUUCCUAAUCUUGCUCAACAGGUUCUUAGCUCCAUGGCUUCCAAAGAGGAACCCUAAAGAGAAGUACCUCUCAAAGGCUGAAACUUUGGUUUUCUUCAUCUUCCUUCUCAUCAUCGGUAUAACCAUCGAAUCCUAUGAUGUCAAUUCCUCCGUUUCGGUUUUCGCCAUUGGCAUAAUGUUUCCGCGACAAGGAAAGACUCACAGAACGCUGAUUCAACGGCUUAGUUACCCGAUCCACGAGUUUGUUCUUCCGGUUUACUUUGGUUACAUCGGCUUCAGAUUCAGCAUCAUCGCGUUAACCACACGCUAUUACAUCGGUCUAGUUAUUAUAGUGAUUGUAACCUUAGCUGGGAAAUUUAUUGGUGUAAUAAGCGCUUGUAUGUACCUCAAGAUCCCCAAGAAACAUUGGCUUUUCUUACCCGCCAUUCUCUCUGUUAAAGGCCAUGUGGGUCUUCUUCUUCUCGACUCUAACUAUAAAGAAAAGAAAUGGUGGACCACAACAAUCCAUGAUAUGAUGGUGGCUGCUUUGGUGAUCACGACGCUAGUAAGCGGUGUUCUGGCGUCUUUCUUGCUUAAAGGAAGAGAGAAAGACUUUGCUUACGAGAAGACUUCGCUUGAAUCUCACGACACCAACGAGGAAUUACGUGUUUUAUCCUGCGUAUACGGAGCCCGUCAAGCUCGCGGUUCGAUCUCUCUUGUCUCGGCCUUGAGCGGUUCUCGCGGAGCCUCGAAGCCGUUCUCGCCUCUGCUUAUGCACCUUGUACCGCUUCCCAAGAAAAGAAAAUCUGAACUGAUGUAUCAUGAGCACGACGAAGAUGGAGCCAAUGCGAAUGGAGAUGACGAAUUCGGGACCAACGAUGGUUUGGAGAUCAACGAUUCGAUUGAUUCGUUUGCUAAAGACAGCAAAAUCAUGAUCCAACAGGUGAAACUCGUGACGCAGAUGCUUAACAUGCACGCAGAGAUCUGUAACGCAACAGAGGAUCUUCGAGUUUCGAUUGUAUUUCUUCCGUUUCAUAAACACCAGAGGAUCGAUGGGAAGACUACAAACGAUGGGGAACUUUUCAGACAGAUGAACCGGAAUGUUCUAAGGCACGCUCCGUGCUCGAUCGGUAUUUUUGUGGACCGAAACAUAACCGGAUUUCAGCAGCCACACGGGUUUGAUUCGGUACAACACGUUGCGGCAUUGUUCUUUGGUGGUCCGGAUGAUCGCGAGGCUCUUGCUCUAUGCAAAUGGCUUUCGAACAACGCCCUAAUUCAUCUCACAGUUAUACAGUUCGUGUCCGAGGAUUCAAAGGCAGAGACUCCGGUUGGAAAUGCGACAACACGAGAUAAUAACGAGGUUUUUUUGGAUGUUAUGGGAAGGGAUGAAACUGAACAAGAAACAGAUCGGAGCUUCUUAGAAGAAUUCUACAACAGAUUUGUAACGACGGGAGAAGUGGGGUUCAUAGAGAAGCGUGUGAGCAAUGGACCGCAUACGCUGACGAUUCUAAGAGAAAUCGGAGAGAUGUAUUCACUCUUUGUGGUCGGAAAGAGCAAAGGAGAUUGUCCUAUGACGGUGAGAAUGAAAGAUUGGGAAGAGUGUCCGGAGCUAGGAACUGUCGGUGAUUUCUUGGCUUCAUCUUUAGAUGUAAAUGCGUCUGUAUUAGUAGUUCAAAGACAAAGAUAUUCACAUGAUAGCUUUUUAGAUGAUUAGCAAACGUUUCUUAGUUAAUGGAGAUUUUAUUUUCAAAACC